AUGGCUAGUUCUUCGCGAUUUAUACUGGGUUCAUCGCCAAUACUAGAUGUACUUCAAAGAGCAGAUCUAGAAGAUUAUGAGGGUGCUUGCGUCAGAAAAGGUUUAAAAAAAGUUGAACACCUCCAACAUGUGAACGAAGAGCUUCUUAGGCAGGAAUUAGGUAAGCUUUAAUACAUGUAAUUAAAGAUAGUUCCAGGGUUUUAAUGUUUUAUUUUAUUUUUAUUAAAUAUAGUUGGUUUUUAUAUUUAGACCAAAAUGGGAGGUACGAAAUGAAAAAAGCAGCAGAUAUCAGUACAUACAUAUAGUACUCACACGUUCACUGUGUUUACAGUUGUAAUGUUUGUCCUUAAUUUCUACUGAUUUUUUCGCACUAUGUAGCGAUCAUGGUCGAUCAGGAUAUCAAAGGAGCGGAAAUUUUACUCGAAGGCGAAAUAUUUUGACGAAUAUUGUUAGGUGAAAUGGGCAUUGUUUGAGAAAGACAUUGAUCCAUGAUUCAUAUCAAGAGUAACUGAGAUUUCGCGAAGGUGCAGAGAUCGAAAGACAACACGAAAUCUCUGACAGCAUACGUGCUAACCAUGGCAAAGUUCCUCUAAUAAAAUGUUGCUCUUUUUGAUGUGUUUUUUUUCUUUUUUUUUUUACCUCAGGAAUGACUGUAUUUGAAGCAAGAAGGCUUUUAGAAGUAUACAAAGAGUCUCAGGAAUCCACAGCGGAAAUGACAAGUCACAAAAAUGCGGCGAAUAGACAAAAUCAAGCAAGCGUGAACAAGGAUAAAAACCUUGGCUGGAUCCCAAAUCCCCGGAAUGACAUGAGCAGAUUUUAUAACGAAGUGUACGAAUCAUUUUAUUUGGAACGGGUUGGCUAUUUUGGUGGAAACAAGAAGGCCUUUAAGAAAGCAUUCCAUGAAGAAGCGAGAAGGGAAUACGACAAUGAGAAGGCGGUAAAAAAAAUUAGAGAGCAAUUAGCGCAACUGAAAUCUGUAAAGGAUCCUUCUAAGGCUGGAUUUCUUCUAAGAGAAAACCACAUUCUCAAGCCGCAUGAUUCAACGACCAUAACGCAGAACAUGUUACACAUAAAGAGGGUCGAAACUUCAAUCGAAACUUUACAAAAAAACCUAAAGGAACACUUAGAAAGAACAAUCCAUUCAUCAGGUAGAGUUUUAACAGGACAUAAAACUGCACAUGACUUUGAUGAGCAAAAGCUAACCGAAUUGCAGGGUUUUAGAAAUGAAUUACACACUUUAAUAACUAGUCUAAGUCAGCUCCAAGAAACCUGCAAAGCAGCAUUUAAGCACCCCUUUUCUGCAAUGAAAAGAAAAUCAAGAAAAAGGAAACAAAAUACCCAAAAGAGUGUGAAGCGGAAAAAGGCGAGGCAUGUGGCCAGGACGACUGAGGUUCUCAAGAAGAUUGCGCCUGAUUGGUCGGAGGGUAAGAUUUGUGAGAAGGAGGAUUUGUGCGGAGACAUCGUAAAAGAACUUGGAAAAAGAGAGCAGAAAUGGGCGGUAGCUUUGAUGUUUGAUCAGUGCGAACUUUUGAAUGACAGCGCGAAAUCAGAGCUUAGAACAAUGUUAGGGUUUUCUGAAAGUGAGAGUAGCUCUAAUGCAAGUGACGGCGAUGAAAGUAGCGACCAAGACAACCUAAGUAGCAUCAAUGACAGCAAAGACAGUGAAAGAAAUAGCGAUGACGGGGCCGAUGAUAGUGAUGUAACUGAACAAUGUCAGGAGGAGGAUUCGGGAAGUGUCUUUACUGCAGUGGAAGCAUACGACAGCAGCAGUGCAGAAGACAUUGGCCCCUACUGGAACACAAUGGAAUGCACUCCUUACUAUGAGCCCAUUGAGUAG
Molecule: messenger RNA, 1837 nt
Organism: Porites lobata
Lineage: Eukaryota; Metazoa; Cnidaria; Anthozoa; Scleractinia; Poritidae
Source: the annotation of a GenBank genome assembly